This is a messenger RNA of Dreissena polymorpha, 2400 nucleotides long. Its product is annotated as torsin-1A-like. The transcript has 5 exons. The record is from RefSeq and is a predicted model, not a curated record. The coding region runs from base 240 to 890 and encodes 216 amino acids. Gene Ontology annotation, molecular function: ATP binding; ATP hydrolysis activity. NCBI's taxonomy places the organism in Eukaryota, Metazoa, Mollusca, Bivalvia, Myida, Dreissenidae. Gene Ontology annotation, biological process: cellular response to misfolded protein.
GUCGAUGUUUCGAGUGCUGCGAUGAUCACUGGCUCUCCACUAACGUAACUCAAUUGUCACUAACUCUGCGAUCCAAGAUCUAUGGACAGCAUCUUGUCACAGAGACGGUGGUGAAGCAGUUACAUGGUCACUUUCGAUACCAGCCGAGAAAGGCUCUCGUACUUUCUUUUCAUGGAGGACAUGGAACCGGAAAGACAUAUGUGAGCAAAAUCGUUGCUGAGCAACUGUUUGCGCUGGGCAUGCAGAGUAAAUAUGUCCAUUUCAUAUCAACAAUCACAGAUUUGUCCGAUGGCAUUGUACCCACCAACAAGAUGAACCUUCGCGAGAGGAUUAAGCAAGCUGUGCGGAUGUGUCCAAGGUCCUUGUUCAUCAUUGAUGACAUUGACCAAAUGUCUGACGUUGUAAUGGACACCAUCAAACCAUUCCUUGACUACCAUGACAAUGUCGACGGCGUGGACUAUAGGCAGGCUGUAUUCAUUUUCUUAAGUAAUAACGCGGCUGAACAAAUUGCCAGUAAGACAUUAGAGAACUUGCAGAAUAAAAAACGGGAGUCGAUUACAAUCGAACAACUCGAGGAAGUAAUGACACUACCUGAACGCCGUGAGGAUUCGAGCGAUGUUUGGCGCCGCCAGCUUGUGUCGAAUGCCCUGAUAUCCGCGCACGUGCCCUUUUUGCCCCUGGAAAAGAGCCACGUGCAGCAAUGUAUCCGGGAAGUCCUGCAUGAGGCUCGGUACUCGACAAGCGAGCGCGAGACAGAAGCUCUGGUUACCAAGGUAGCGGAUAAGAUGACCUACUUCCCCGAGCCAAUAAAAAAGUUCUCUAAAACUGGAUGUAAAGGGGUUCGUGAAAAGAUUUAUCAGGACUUAGAAGUCGAUUUUAUCGAACAAUAAUGUUUAUUUCUGAUUUGAAUUGUUUUAAUCACAAAACUGAGGUUGUCUUUACUCCAAAUGUGUAAUUUUCUAAUAUGUUGAAUAAACAUAUAACAUUAUACAUGGUCUCACAGAUUCAUAGUGUUUUUCUAAGUAUUGUUUUCAUAUGUAUUUCUGUUCCAACAACAUGCAUCAAACCAUAAAUACAUUUUCAUUUAUAAAGACAAUAAAACAUAAUAAGUGAUGUUCGUUUUAAUGAAAAAUCGAAAUUGAUGUUGGUUAUCCAGAAUACAUUUUCCUUUAAUCACCGCUUUUAUCCUUUUAUAACCUUUUAUUAAAGUGUUAUUAUGGGCAUCUAAUAGUUUAUAGGUGGCUUUCGCAACCGUUGUUUAUUUUUGGUGAUUCCACUUCAUAUACACUUAUAUUUGUUAAUGCAGCAUCAACAAUCUAAAUCAAUAUCCCGGAAAGAAAAAUAAAAUGCAUUUGAAUAUCAACUGUACUUUCGUUUGACAACUGAACAUGCAUGUACGAUGUGAACCUUAAUUUAGUUUUAGUGCAGAUUCGUUCAUACGACACAAAGACACAAUUUUGUUUUACGGAUCAUUUUUGCUUAGAGGACUGGGUGAGUCUUGUAAAAUAUCGUAUAUAAAAUAUAUUUUUGAUAAACAACUGGUAGAAAGGUGCAGAUAAUUGGUAAGUAACCACAUUUUAACUAACUCUUUUAACCUGUUAAUUCUUUUCAGCUCAAUUCAACAGUGAAAAAUGCCCAUAAUAUCACUUUGACAGUUUGUCACUUGCUUGUUAAGAAUUACAACGAUAUACUUAAUUGAAUGUAGAUUUUUCUUAGUAAUACUUUUGUUUACUAUAAUGAUAUUGAAAAUAAAUAAAAUUAAUUCAAUUUUUAUUUUGUUAUCUAAUCAGUAAGCGCACGUCCUUUGACCAACUAAUGGGCCCGCUGUUUACUGGUGUAACUUGUUGAACGAUAAUCUGACUUAAGUUUUUAUCCGUUUUUAUUACGCCUGAAUAUUCAUUUUUAAUGUAUUUGAGUUAAAAUAAGCUAAUCAGUAGAUGGUCAUUGACUUAAUUGCCUAUGAGAAAACGGGUAUUGAUGCAUGUGAGUAAAGUAUCGUUUUUAUUGCAUGUGCAUUCCAGAGACGCUUAUCAGGGACAACACUUUCAGCUUUUAAAAGAUUUUCGUUAAGAAGAAACCUCUAUAAACGAACAAUGCUAUCAUCGAUCAUAGUGUAGUUCCUGAUUAGCCUGCAGUAAGCCCGAUUAACCCCAAAGCACAGCUCAAAAGGUCCGCUCUCUGUUUUUGUAGUCUGUUAAACAGAUAUGUGAAUUGUGCUUUUACAAUCAAAUCUAAGUACCAUAAACUGAAACACUUAAGUAAUUGAACUGUUACUUUGUUAGCAAGAUUUCAUAACCACAUGUACUAAUAGUGAACGCUCACAAAACUUUUCAAGGGGGAUAUGUGCUCCUUAAAAACAAUGUUUUGUGUUUGUUUUGUUAUUGUUGUUCUGUAAUUCUA